Messenger RNA from Adineta ricciae, 348 nucleotides. The record is from the annotation of a GenBank genome assembly. NCBI's taxonomy places the organism in Eukaryota, Metazoa, Rotifera, Eurotatoria, Adinetida, Adinetidae.
AUGCGGACUUUAGUUUUAGGACGAACUGUUUAUAUACAUACUGAUCAUUGUCCCAUAUGUGGUAUGUUACGAAAACCAGUGAACAAUCGACGCAUUGAACGUGUGGCCAAUUUAAUUCAAGAAUAUCGUAUUGCCGAAAUGAAACAUAUCAAUGGUAAAAGUAAUUGUCUUGCUGAUUAUCUUUCUAGGCCUUCUGAUGAUCCACUUUUUGAUGUUGAUUAUGGUCUUGAAAGCAAACUUCCAUGCUCAACCUCAUCAAAUUUACCCAAUCCUUGUCAACCUUCGAAGAACAUUCUUGCCUACAUGACACUUCGCCCUCGACAAAAAAUUCCUGCACUAGGUGUAUCC